AGUCUCGUGUGAAAAGCGUGAGCGAGUUGUUUGAUCUGUGAGUUAUACUUUCUUUUUUUUUUAUGACGUGCAACAACACACAUCAUUAUGUGAAUACGGAGUAAUCGUUAUUGCUAAACAUCUAUGAGUAUCAUCUAGUCUUUUUACUCUAGUCCCACUUUCUAGUCCACACUGUGUUUUACUCACUCGUUAUUGCAAAUUGGAUUGUUUGAUAAACUUUUAUUCUCACCCAAAAAAGGACAAAGCAAUUUGUGUCACUUUUGAAAUUAUUUUAUCGUCUGCUCGAAUUGGAGAAACUUUUUUUUUCCUUUUACACAAACUGUUCUAUCGUCAAUGCUUUUUAUUGAGUUUUGACUUUUCAUUUUUCACGAUCAUUUUCCCAAAAUGGAACCCUUUGGUAAAUGGAACAGUAUCUGGUGUCCGGUCUUUCCCAUAUUUUUCAGAGAAAUAAAAUUCAAGCAUGGCUAAGAAGUACAAUCGAAUUUUGGUCGCCACAAACCGAUCGCUUCGAUCACAAACUUAAGAAACCCUAAAAUUAUGCCUCGGGGUUUUCUAGUCAAACGAUUCAGUAAGACAUCACCCCCAUUCUCAUCCCCCUCUUCCAUCACCGCAUCCCAAACAACCUGUUCACCUCCUCAUCAUCAGAGAGUGCGAAGAUAUUCGGACGAAGAUAGGAGCGAUACCAGCUCUGACCACGAGUUACUGGACUCUUCGGACAUUCUUCGACACCAUCCUUUGUUCUGCCAUCCUGGUCCACCCCCUUUGAGAAGCAACAUCCCGCAGAAAUCUCCGACGGGAGGAUCGGAUGGAGAUACUCCUUCACCCCCUUUCGUUGAUUAUAAUUCAGACUCCUGUCAGGAUGUACCACUUGCCCUGACUACUGACAAGAUUCCUCGCUCUCCAUCCAAUGGAAGAAUUGGAAAUCAUAUCUACCAACCUUUUCGAAACUCAGUAUUGUAUUUCCAGAGAUUCGACAGCACAUACCUGCCAUCAACACCUCCACCUUUGAAGUCAAAGUUGUCGCCGCCUCAUUCGGCACCAGCUUCAACAGGUAGUAGCGAACAUCUUACUCAUUCUCAACCCUCCACCCCCAAAUCUUGUCAGCCACCAAAGAAAAGAUCUGCUGACGCUUCAUUAUCUGAAGCCAAAACAAAAGCCGCCAAGAAAGCCAAAGUGGUUCGGAAGUUGAACUUUGACGAAGACAAAAGCUCUCCAGUUUCUGGAACAUUCAUUAGGGACAUCGACGACGACGAAGUAAUGUUGGCGACAUCUCACCCUGGUGCCGUGAAAAGAGGUGACAUCGAUCCCAGCCUAAAUGUAGUUGUCAUUACAGAGGAGGCAAGAGCAGAAUUGGCAAAAAUCGAAAAUAAAAUUGGAGACUAUGUUUGCCAACUCUGCAGGGAACAUUAUGAUGACGCCUUUGGGCUUGCCCAACACCGAUGUUCCCGCAUAGUUCACGUCGAGUAUAGAUGUCCGGAGUGUGACAAGGUUUUCAAUUGUCCCGCCAAUUUGGCAUCCCAUAGAAGAUGGCAUAAGCCACGUCCAUUACCCGGCAUGAAAAACUCCAAUGCAGGAAACCCGCCCAAACUGCUCUCAAAUAACUCUGCCAAAAUAGGCAAUAAAAACGAACUUAAAAUAUCAAUAAAGUCAGAGGUGAUCAAUAAAGUCAGAGAUGGUUUCAGCACGGAUCCGAGCGACACGGAGAGCAUCAGGGACACGUCCUCGCCGGAAGUGACGUCCAAUCGGCGACUGUCAACGCCUGGAGAAGAUAAGGACUUUGAGUGCCAUCUUUGUAGUAAGAAAUUCAGUCAAUAUUUCUAUUUCAGGAAACAUUUGCUUUCCCAUCUCACGGUCAAUGCAAAUGGUCAGUUGGAAAGCGAUGUUAUUCAAAGCGUUUUUUCCAAGAGCAUUUCGGAAAAGCGCACUGCUCUGGCGAGACUUAACAUAACCCCGCCUCCUGAAAACGAAAAGUCCGACAAAAACAGUUUUGUUUGUACCAUUUGUGGACUGAGUUUCCAUACAAAGACUGAGAUGGAGCAACACACUUUCAAACAUGAUGAACUGAAAGGCAUACAAUGUAAAUACUGUCCCAGUGUCUUUUACAGUUCAGCUGGUCUGACCAGGCAUAUCAACAAGCAUCACCCAAGUGAGAACAGACAAGUGAUGCACAUACAGUCACCAGUCGUCCGUCCCCUCUCAACGUAAACCUUCACCUUGGACGUUCUUUUCGCCAUUUGUUUUUUCUUUUUCGGAGGUACAAUAAGUGAGAUAUUCAACCUUUACAGAAUACACUAAAUAUGGUAUAUCUAGUCUGCUUAAGAAACUUCAAAGAUCUUUAGUUCCUUUCUUUGGAACAGAAAGUUUUUAUGUUAUUUUUCAAAUCAUUAUUUUCAAAGUGAAGUAAUCGCAAUUUGAAUAUCACUUUUUCAAAAUGCGAUUGUUUCAGUUUGCAAAAUUGCUGAAACAUUUAGAAUCAGUAAGACAACUUAGAAAUGUGCAAUUUACUAAUUUUUAAGACUUAUUUCUAAUCUAUUCCAACAAAAAACGAUUCCUGACAUGAAAAAUUUUGUAAACUUAAUAUUUUUAAUAAAAUGUUUAGCGAGAAUUAACAUUUAAGUUGCAAAAUAUAUCAAUCAAUAUCUUAAGUAUGGGAUGGGCUCACGACAAAGUAUUUAAAUUACAAGAUUUAUUCAUUCAUUUAUUUAUUUUUUUGUGCGAAAAAUCCAAAAAUGUUAUGUGAUGCAUUAAGGUAUAUUUAAUUCCUUAAACGUUUUUAUGUCGUAGGCUACGUAAAUAAUAGGAAUCUUUUAAAAUAAUUACCAUCAUUUCGAAAUAAACCAGGCUAAUUGGAAAUGUCUCCGAUAUUUUUUAUUCACUCUGAUAAUUUUUUAAGCUUAUUAUAGUCUAUUACACAGAGCCAACAUACCUUUAACCUAAAUUAAAAAUAUAUCAUUCAAUGCUCAAUGAGCCUGAUUUAUUUCAGGCAAAAUAUUCAAAGUAGUGAAAGUUUUUUUGUAAAUAGCCAUAUUGAAGUUAUAUUUCAAUAAAUCAAAGCAAAUUCAGUUUGAUUAAGUUAUUAUUCAUACAUUUCCUAAUUAUUCUAAAAUCAUGUUUGCUGAUAGAAAUAAGUCUAAAUAUAUCAGGCAAAUUAAAAAAAAAACGAAAAACACUGAAGACUCUUUGAAUUAGCCUAGAGCAUGAGAUAAAUAUAUAAGUUAUUGAAUGAAUAAGAUUUUCAAUCAAUUUAUCAUUUUCUAUUUCGUUUAUUUAGAGAAAGUUUCUGUUAAGAUCAUCAGCUGGAUGUUUAUUUAUUUAAAUGGAAUAUCCAUCUUUCAGGGGAAUCCAAAACAGGUAUCCCAUUUUUUUUUAAUUAAAAAAACGUACUUUUUUUAGAAGGAAAAAAAAAACGGCAUGAUUCAUCAAGUAGGACGAUUAAAUUUAUAUUUAUGACUCAAUUUCACUAAGGUGACCUUUAAAAAGAUAACUGGAAAAUGUAUAGCUCUAUGUAAAAAAAAAAUUAAUAAUUUCGUGCAAUUUUGACUACGCAUUUGUCGUAUGACAACAACAAACAAAACCAACCCCCCAAUGAAUUUUCAGCUUGGUCACCAGUGUUUAAACAAACGUUUCCCAAAAAAAGAAAAGAAAACAGAAUUUUUCUUUUUCUAUCGUUUGCACCUGUCAGAAGGGUACACACAUUCUUCGGGGAAAAGCCUCUUUUUCUUCUUGUUCGAGGGAUUCAAAAAUGAUUCGGAUGAAAAGUUUCGUUCUAUUCAUCAAGGCCACUAGUAGCUACUGAUAAUAAACCUGUCGCGUGGAAAACAAACACGAAUCUCCCAGUUUUAUUUGUUCUUAUUUCGAUUUCUAAAAAAUCUCGUCUGAAAUUAAUAUAAUUCUAUGAAAAUUGGCGAGGUCUUAUUUCGCCAAUACAUUUCGGAUGAAAAAAAAAAACUAUUAUAAGUAAAAAAUAUUUUUUGUUUGCGUUGACAAAGGUUUUAGUUUCAUUUUAACGACACUUUUUAGUUAAUAAUUUCUAUGAAGAAUAAAAAAUUAUUUAUAGCUACUUGUCAUUGAGUUUAAUAAAUUUGUGAGUCCCAGCACCGCCAUCAUAAGUUUAAUUAAUCUAGUUUUAUUAUUCGAUAAGCAAACAUUUAGCAUUUAAUUUGCUUUUUCUCUUUAACGUGUGUGUUUAAAAAAAAAUGUUCACGACUCAAUGAAACAUGUUCCAGAAAAUGGACACAAAAAACGCUCCUUUUCAAUGUUUUUUAUCUAAAUUCAACUACUAAAAGGAAUUACUCGCUCGUACUCACUUUUCCUAACUUUUUUUUUAUUAUCACCAUUACGAGCAAAGUCCGAGACUUCGGAGUAUAUUAUAGAUAUAAUUUUUCAGGCGAUCUCUUCGUAUUCAAAUCACUAAACCUUAGGUUUUUCGAUAUGGGUGCUAUUGCGCCCCAGGGGGCGUUGGGAUUUUCUAGAAGAUGCAAGCUUGCAUAUAAGAAAUUUUUUUAAAAAACAUUGAGUACACUUUAAAAUUAAUAUUAAAUUUUGAAUUAAAAAAAAAAACAAUUUUAGCUUUACAUAAAGUAUAUGUUAUUAAAGUAAUUAUAAAUUGUGCACUUUAUUGAGAGAAAAGUUACUAACCAGUUUUUUUAGCGAAAAUGAAUGAAACUUUGUUGUUCUACACAGAAAAUUCAUUUGUACGUAAAAGUUUAAGGUGAAUUUUUUUUUCUAUUUAAAAUUCUCAUGAACAUAAUGUAUCAAUAAUUUUCAAUUUUGAAAUAAAUUCGGUUUAAAGUUAUUUUUUGCUCUGCUUAAAAGUUUGCAGCGAGUGU
This is a messenger RNA of Parasteatoda tepidariorum (common house spider), 4829 nucleotides long. RefSeq names its product insulinoma-associated protein 1b. Gene Ontology annotation, cellular component: transcription repressor complex; nucleus. Gene Ontology annotation, molecular function: RNA polymerase II cis-regulatory region sequence-specific DNA binding; DNA-binding transcription repressor activity, RNA polymerase II-specific. The record is from RefSeq and is a predicted model, not a curated record. Gene Ontology annotation, biological process: negative regulation of transcription by RNA polymerase II; regulation of cell cycle process; neuron differentiation. Lineage: Eukaryota; Metazoa; Arthropoda; Arachnida; Araneae; Theridiidae.